AUGGCUACUCUAUCGACAGGAAAUCAAAUAUAUUUGUGCCAUUUUUGUUCUGAUGAAUUUUCCAAUCGUGCUAUGUUAAUUGCUCAUUUUCCAUUUUGUCAAAUAAACAAGUCCACUACACAGCUCAAUGAGAAACUACCUCAACCACCACAACUUAAUCAAACUCAACGUGAUAUUCUCUAUAUGGUUAAACUCCAUCCAUUAACUUCUCAGUUUUCUUCAAAUAAUUUUAAUCAUCAUCCAUCCCCUACAAGUCUUGAUCCUCAAAUACCUUUAUCAAAUUUAUAUUCAUGUGGUUAUCUUUCAUCAACAAAACAAUCAUCAUUCGAUGAUUCAUAUUGUAUUUAUAAUAAUAAUACACCAAUAUAUAUUCCAGAAAAUGAUGUUGUUGAUAAUAAUAAUGAUGAAAAUCAAGAAAAUUCUAAUAUAUUAAAUCAGAAAUUACCAACAUAUCAUAUUUAUAAAUAUUCUCGUCGUGAACGUGAUCGAUAUUAUACUCGUAUGAAACAUCGUAUGAUAAAAAAACAUUCACAUUCAACUAUAACAACAAAAGCUCGUUCAAAAGAAUUUCUUUCAUCUAUAUUUAAUCGAUCAAUAAAUUUUAUUAUAAAUAUUCCAACAAAAAUAAAUUCUUAUCAAAGAAUGAAUUCUUCAAAUUCAAAUCAUAUUUAUCCACUUUUACUUUGUCCACAUUUUCAUACAUUAGUUCAAUUACCGACAAAUAAACAUUUUGAAAAUUAUUUAUUUAAUAUAAGAAUUUUUUUUCAUUUAAUACAUUCAAUAGCUAGUCAAGAAUUUCAACUAAUUGUAAAUAAUUAUGAUAAUCAACAAGAAUUUUCUUAUACAUCAUUAUCAUUUAUAAAUAUUUUACGUGAUACAAUGCUUAAUUAUACAACUAAUUUACAAUCAACAUUUAAACGAAAUCAUUUUCAAUCAUUACACGAAGAUAAUCAUCAUAAUGAACAUGAUUCAACAACACAACAUGAUUAUGAAUUAUCUAUUCCACCAUUAAAAAUUCGUCGUUAUGAUGAUUCAUCAUAUGAAAUUGAAAAACGUUCUGUAACAACAUCGUCAUCAUCAUCAUCUGGAAUGUCUAUUACACAAAUAAAUAAUGGACAACACUAUGAAGAUCGUCGUCGUUUAGAUACACGAUCUAAAAAAUUUUCUUCAAGAUUCAGUGAUAAUCUAAAUAAUAGUAAUUUUAAUGAUAUUGACAAAAAGGAUACAUCGAAUUUUACACGGGAAUCUUCAUUACAAAGUGAUUUAUCUAUUAUGGAUCAUCAACAGUCAAAAGAUCGAACAAGUAAUGACUCAUUCUUAUCUUCAUCUUUAUCACAUACAAGCGAGCAAAAACCUAAGAAAAGUACAAGUCCAAUUUUGAUCAAAGAACAAUCUAAUGAUUCUUUACCAAAAUAUCAAUCAGUUGUUCUUAAUGAAGGUGCUCGUAUUCGUAUAGUUAAUUGUUCAAAUGAUAAUAAUAAACAUUCAUUUUCACGUAAUCAUUCGUUAUCAAGUACAACAAAAAAAUAUUCAAAUUCAAUUGACAAAGUCGAUGAAAAUUGGUCAACAAAAACAACACGUAUUAAUACUCGAAAAAUUUCUUCAACAAAUUCGAAAACAUCGGAUAUAUCUGAAGUAAUACCAUCUUAUCAAGCUCAAUCAGUACUUUUAUCACAUACUGAAAUAGCAAAUCAAUGGAUAGCACAUAGUGUAUUUUAUCGUUGUCAUGCCUGUUCACAUGAAGAAUUUUUUGUUGUUUUAUCACGUGAAUGUAUGCGUUUACAUAUAUCAUCAAAACAUGGAAAUAUGGAAGAAAAUUUUAAACAACGUAUUUCAAAUUUUCUUAAUAAUCAAGGACGAGCAUUAAAAAUUUUUCAACAUUAUCUUAAAUGGCAACAACCAUGGUCGGAAAAAGAAAUCGAUCAAAUAUUUCAGUUAUCUAAUAAUAAUAAUCAAAUAAAUGGUGCUCUAUAG
Molecule: messenger RNA, 1974 nt
Organism: Adineta steineri
Lineage: Eukaryota; Metazoa; Rotifera; Eurotatoria; Adinetida; Adinetidae
Source: the annotation of a GenBank genome assembly